GGGCAUCAUAUGCAGGAGAAAAAUUUCACAUUACCAUCAGCCUUUGAACAACGGUUCUAAUACCUUAAUUAGGCGAAGGCAAUACAAUUACAAACAAUUGAAACUAAUCUGAUUAAUAACAGAGUUUAGUAAUAGUUAUAAUAAGAUCAGAAUCAUAUAAGUAAGUUAAAAUAAAUAAAAUGAGUAUUCAAUUGUCUUUAGUAUUUGGAGCUAUGGUAAUUCAAAUGAUAACUUUAGUAGUAUUAUUAUUACCAUUACCAUAUCCUAUUAGAAAGAAAAUAAUUGAUUUUACAUUUGUAUUACAAAAAUCUCAAAAUUUUAAAGUUGGAGUUGUAUUUACUAUAAUUUUAUUAAUUCUUCAAUUUUUAGAUUGUGUUAAUAGAUUAAGAAGACUUGAUGGUUAUAAUGAUCCAUAUUUUACUACAGCUGGUAUAACAAAAGAAGCUCGAGCUCAAUUAAGUUAUGAUCAAUUAGCUACUAAAUUUUAUUCUCAAAGAAAUCUUUAUUUAAGUGGUGCAGUAUUAUAUUUAAUGGUAGCUAUUGGAACUGUUAUAACAAUUGUAAGAAAAUUAGUUAAAAAAGAAACUGAUUAUAGAAAUUUAUUAGCUAGAGAAUCAACUAAUGGUGAUGAUGGUGAAAUUGAAAAGUAUAAACAACUUAUUAAAUUAAAACAAAAUGAUAUCGAUACUUUUAAGAAACAAUUAUCUGGAUUACAAUCGGCUUAUGAUGGAUUAAAUCCUGAUAAAGUCACUCCUUCUAAGGAUGAUUAAAUUUCUUAGUUUUAGCUUUAGCUUUAGUUUUAGUUUUAGUUUUAGUAACCAUUUUUUUUAUAUGUAGAAGAAAACAAAAGGGG
Molecule: messenger RNA, 853 nt
Organism: Scheffersomyces amazonensis
Lineage: Eukaryota; Fungi; Ascomycota; Pichiomycetes; Serinales; Debaryomycetaceae
Exons: 1
Coding region: 180-770 (196 amino acids)
Biological process (GO): endoplasmic reticulum to Golgi vesicle-mediated transport; intracellular protein transport
Cellular component (GO): endoplasmic reticulum; endoplasmic reticulum membrane
Source: RefSeq, a predicted model, not a curated record